CAGCGAGAGACGUUGCGAUUGAGACCUCCUGAGAGUGCCGCUGCGCCAGAGACUGUAGCUGGAAAAGAGAGAGAGCUGCUGCGGCCAGCACAUAGGCGCUGUACCUUAUCCGACGAGGGGGGUUGGGAAAACACCCGCCAAGGGGUGGGGAUCGAAGCCCGUGAAGAAGGGGCCUCUUUAGCAGGUUUCCUGAGACCAACAAGCUUAAGUAGAGACCAUCAGACUGAAGUCACACUUAAAAGAUCUGGUAUUGGACGUCCUUUUCAGGAAUCCUUAGUCUAUAGACAUGGAGAGUGAUGACAGUAAGGAGCCUGACAGCCAUAAAAAAGAAGAUGCUGCAGUAACUGCAACUGAGGAACAGGGGAGUAAGGCAAACAAAAAGGCUAAAGGGAUUGGAAAAGAGGAGAACUCUAAUGUAGACCCUCAAACUAAAAAGCCACCUUCAGACUUAGCAGAUAGUGAUGGUAAGGAUGAUGUAGUCUUUGUUGCAGCAAGGAUGACCAAAAAAUCUGAAGUGGAACGUUCCAAAGCGCAGAAAACAAAGCAUAUAGAAGAAAAUGGAGAUCCAGGCCAGACGAUCACUGAGACUGGGGAGGGCAACAAUUGUGCAUCAGAAGAAAAAGCAGCAGGCGAAGCCCCUGAAACACAGGCAGACCCACCUCAGCCCAGUCAGACGCUACCAAGAAGGAUGAGGCUACGACCUACUCUAAAACCUCGAUCUGCUGUACCCCAAAAUGUAGAUCAUAAUGUAAGCUCUGAUAAAGAAACUAGUCCAAGGGAAAAAGAAACCUCUCAACUGGACCAUUCAUCUGAGAAGGGUGAUGAUGUGGAUGCAAAUUCCAGGCCUUCUUCUGGUGAUGGUCAAGUAGAUAAGGGAACUGAGACAGACAGAGCAUCAACGGAGCAAAAACGCAGUGAUCGAGCUCGACGCACAGAUACCAUGCCCUCCUCUGAAAGCAUGCAGAUUUCCGAUGAAGAUUCAGAUGCUAUGGUGGAUGACCCAAAUGAUGAAGACUUUGUACCCUUUAGAACUAGACGGCCAACUCGCAUGUCUCUUCGUAACCAGGUGCCACCACGUCCUCCUAAACCGGCACUGACAAAAAUGUCUUGUGCACACUGCCGAACCCCCUUACAGAAGGGUCAGACAGCAUAUCAACGCAAAGGACUGCCCCAGCUGUUCUGUUCAUCAUCUUGUCUUACCACAUUCUCUAAGAAACCACUGUGUAAGAAGAUCUGCACUUUCUGCAAGAAGGACAUUCGUAACUCCAAAGAUUCUGUAGUUGCUCAGACCAGUUCUGGAUUCCAAGAAUUUUGUUCAAAUGCCUGUCUUUCACUGUAUGAAGCACAGCCGAGAUCUAGUUCCCAGAGUUCAUCGGAUGUUCCUGAUAUUAUAAAAUGCAGCAUCUGUCACAAGAGUGGAGAGAUUCAACAUGAAGUCAGUAAUGGAAGUGUAGUUCACAGACUGUGCAGUGAUACCUGUUUUACCAAAUUUCGAGCCACAAAAGGCUUAAAAACAAACUGCUGUGACAACUGUGGCAUAUACAUAUAUAACAAAGGUUUACCACUUGAGUAUCUGUUCCAUGAAGGUCAGCAGAAGCGGUUCUGCAAUGCAGCUUGCCUAAACAACUACAAAAAGAAAAACACAAAAGUUUAUCCGUGUAUGUAUUGCAAAACACUUUGUAAAAAUUUUGAAAUGCUUUCUAAUGUGGACAAAAGUGGUCGUGUAGGCCUGUUCUGCUCUAUUUGCUGUAUUACCUCGCAUAAAGUUAAACAGGCUGGAAUACCAGGUCCUGUGCGACCUUGUAGCCUGUGUAGACGCAGUCUGUCGGAACCAGCAUAUUACAACAAAACAGAACGAGUUCUUUAUCAGUUCUGCAGUCCCAGCUGUUGGACCACCUUUCAGCGUACCAGUCCAGAGGGUGGGAUCCACCUCAAUUGCCAUUAUUGUCACAACAUGUUUACUGGCAAACCAGAGAUUUUGGAUUGGCAGGACCAUGUAUAUCAGUUCUGUUGUAAAGAUUGCUGUGAGGACUACAAACGCCUUCAUGGAGUUGUUUCACAGUGUGAAUAUUGUAAGCAGGAAAAAAUCCUACAUGAAAAGAUACGUUUUUCAGGUGUGGAGAAGAAUUUUUGUAGUGAGGGCUGUGUGCUACUUUACAAACAGGACUUUACUAAGAACCUAGGCCUGUGUUGUAUAACAUGUACUUACUGUUCUCAAACCUGUCAACGGGCAGUAACUGAAGAGCUGGAUGGUAGCACAUGGGAUUUUUGCAGUGAAGAGUGCAAGAGCAAGUAUUUACUGUGGUACUUAAAGGGAGCACGUUGUCAUGCAUGCAAACGACAGGGAAAAUUGGUAGAAACCAUUCACUGGCGUGGAGAAAUAAAACAUUUCUGCAAUCAACAAUGUCUGUUACGUUUCUAUAACCAACAAAACCAACCUAAUCUAGACACGCAAAAAGGGCCAGAGAGCCUGCUUCACAGUAAGAAAGGUCAGAAUGCAGGAUCCAAACAGCCAUCAAGUACACAGAUAAAAACAGAGCCCAACACAGCAUCACCAAAACCAAGCUCACCACAGACUUCCCCUGCUCCACCACCACCUCCUAGUCCCAGUGUACCACGUAAAAACAAGGCAGCUAUGUGUAAGCCAUUAAUGCAGAAUCGUGGGGUUUCAUGUCGUGUGGAAACAAAAAGCAAAGACUGUCAGACAGAUGAGGAUUAUAAACCACAAGUCAUAAUUCUGCCUAUCCCUGUUCCCAUAUUUGUGCCAGUACCUAUGAAUUUAUACUCUCAAAAAGUGCCUGUUCCGUUCUCUCUGCCUUUUCCGGUGCCUGUACCCCUGCUGUUGCCUACCACUUUGGAAAAUACUGAUAAAAUUGUAGAAACCAUUGAGGAGCUGAAAGUGAAGAUUCCUUCCAACCCAUUAGAAGCUGAUAUUUUAGCCAUGGCUGAAAUGAUUGCAGAGGCAGAAGGACUGGACAAAUCCUCUGACUUGUGUGAGCUUUCCAGUGACCAGAGUGCUGAAGGUCUUUUGGAAGACUGCGAUAUCUUUGGGCCCACAAGAGAUGAUGUACUGGCUAUGGCUGUUAAAAUGGCGAAUGUGCUAGAAGAACCAGGACAGGACUUGGAGGCGGACUUUCCAAAAAAUUCUGCUGAUAUUAAUCAGAGUGUGGAUUUUCUGCUGGAUUGUGGUUUAGUGAGCUCUGAUGAUGCUUCCGAGCAAGAUGCUUCUCGGGUUUUAAGAAAGGGUCCAAAGCGCAUGCUUUUAUCAGAAAAGGAGAGCAGCUCUCGGGACUCUCUUCUUAGCCAACGUAGUAGUACAAACCUCAGUUAUACUUAUGGGGUAAAGGCCUGGAAAACAUGGGUGCAGCGAAAGUAUGAAGGUGGUGAGCCUAAGAAAGGAGAGGAAUUACGUUUUGGCCCUAAACCUAUGCGUAUAAAAGAGGAUAUUUUAGCAUGUACUGCAGCUGAACUUAACUAUGGCUUGGCACAAUUUGUGAAGGAGAUAACUCGACCAAAUGGGGAACGGUAUGAGCCAGACAGCAUUUACUACUUGUGCCUUGGCAUUCAGCAGUACCUUCUCGAAAAUAACCGGAUGGUAAACAUCUUUACUGACCUGUAUUACCUGACCUUCGUUCAAGAACUGAAUAAGUUACUAACUUCGUGGCACCGCAGUCUGGCACCUAGUAGGUUGAUACUCUCACGAGUGGAAGAAGAACAUCUGUGGGACUGUAAACAGCUGGGGGUGUAUUCUCCCUAUGUGCUCCUGAACACACUCAUGUUCUUUAAUACCAAAUUCUUUGGCCUGCGUACCGCAGAGGAGCAUAUGCAGCUGUCCUUUACUAAUGUUGUUAGACAUUCCCGAAAGUGUUCAACCAGCAGAGGAACUUCAAAAGUAGUGAGCAUCAGAUACUAUCCUCCUGUGCGACAGAAAAAAGGCAGAGAAAGUUUAGCUAAACGUAAGCGUGAAGAUGAUCAGCAACCAUUAAUGGAGCAGCAUGAGAAUAAGAUGAACCCUCUACGGUGUCCUGUAAAGUUUUAUGAGUUUUACCUUUCAAAAUGCCCUGAAACUCUUCGAAACCGCAGUGAUGUAUUCUACCUGCAGCCCGAGCGAUCAUGUGUGGCAGAAUCCCCCCUUUGGUACUCUGUUAUUCCAAUGGACAAAAGCAUGUUGCAGAGCAUGCUUAGCCGUAUUCUAGCUGUGAGAGAAGUGUAUGAAGAACAGUUACGAGGGGGCAGUAUAGGUGAGGACACUGAUUAAUUGGACCUGAUGGUGGGCUGAACAAUGGCAAGUUUUGUUGGAUUGCAAACUCCCCAUCUAUGGCAUUGUGAACUUCAAGACCAUUGAAGAAGAAAAAGAACUUAAUUUCUGGAAUUCAUGUACCACAGACUCGAGCACAAUAAAAAGUGCUGGACACUCUUUCCCCAACACAACUUACUGAAAGCUUUGUUGCUGAGUGAUCUAUCAAUUUGGGCAAGUGAGAGAUGGCAUGGGCUGCUGACCUUUUGUGGGGUGUGUGUUUUUUUGUUUUUUUCCCCUUCUAUAGAUCGAGUUGGGUUAAGGCCAAUUGAACCAGUGUCAUGAAGAGUUUAGUUUCACUCCAGUACCUAGUAGGCUUUCCUGCCUCUGAUUUACAUUAUACCACCUGUAAAUGCAUUUAAUUACACCAUUUAUAAUAGAUCUGAUCCCUAUUAGUUUAUAACUUGUUUCUUAAUACACAAUCACUAAAAGAUAUGCCCCUGGGUCUUAACUACCAGCUUCCUAAAAAAACACAUUAUUUCUGCAGCCGACAUACAUUCAUUCUUAUGAUAGAUAUCACUUAGGUCUUUUCACUGUGUCCAUCAUUGGUUUAACACUUUCAUUGUAAUUCUGCCACUGGCCAGCAAGUGUCCUUGUAAGUCCACAUGAACUUUCAUACUUGGAGAAAAGACAGGGUUGCAAAUGCCUUCAGUCUAAUAGCCUGUAUAACCAUCUUUAAUGAUAUUGUGUCGUCAUAGGUGACCAAUCCCCUUUCACGGCCCUUGAUAAAAGGAGACUGUUUGUGAAAAAAAGACGAUUGGGCUUUUUUUUUUUUUUUGUUAAAGACACUUAUUUUCUCUUCUGAUGUUUUUUAACCUGUUCAACAGUUUUGGCUGCUUUUCAAAUAUGUACAUACAAUUUCUAUGCGUGUGCACCUAGCACUCGCCCCAUGUUCUCAAUUGUCACAUGCUAGGUCCUGGACAGGGCGGUUUGUGGGAAAGUUUCAUUGCAAAUAAAGAUUUUAAUUUCA
Hyla sarda is the source of this 5267-nucleotide messenger RNA. It is a transcript of the gene ZMYM3, whose product is annotated as zinc finger MYM-type containing 3. The transcript is spliced from 25 exons. Lineage: Eukaryota; Metazoa; Chordata; Amphibia; Anura; Hylidae. The coding region runs from base 287 to 4258 and encodes 1323 amino acids. Gene Ontology annotation, molecular function: zinc ion binding. The record is from RefSeq and is a predicted model, not a curated record.